Messenger RNA from Cuscuta campestris, 906 nucleotides. Lineage: Eukaryota; Viridiplantae; Streptophyta; Magnoliopsida; Solanales; Convolvulaceae. The record is from the annotation of a GenBank genome assembly.
AUCGAUCGUCGCCUGUUGUUGCUGCCGAAGUGCCGGAAUGGUCGACCGUUGCUGAAGAACGGUCGAGUGGGUCGACCGUCCCAAUGGCAGUUUCUCUUGAUCGCGGUUACUGUUCACGAUCGCCCGGCAUCGCGUCCAUCGAUCGUUACUCAGUUUCAGUGGUUUGGAGCAGUUCCCAAUUUGUACGUGUAGGAAUUGCAUGUGGGACCUGCUGGAGAAGCUUGCGCAGAUGCGCGAAUCGAGGGAGCGUUUCUUGCAAGUUUGGAGCAGUUCCCAAUUUGUACGUGUAGGAAUUGCACGUGGAACCUGCUGGAGAAGCUUGCGUGAUACGGUAUCGUAUCGGGAUAGGGAAAAACUUCGAGCGUUCUUCAAGCUCCAAGAGAAAAAGAGACGAGAAGAGGGAGAGAACCGCAAAUCUUUGUUCGGCGGAAGAGAAGAACGAGAGAUAAAGGAAGAGAUUAGGCAAGAUCAACACCAUGACUCACUCACCCAAUUUGUACCGCCUAAGGCCUUCAUAAAGUCAAGUGCCACCGGCAUUGCUAAAUCAACUCACCAAGUCGAUUGGGGCCGGCCAUCCGGGUUUUCUGCGGGGCUUCUAGGCAAUGGGCAGGCACCUGGUCGGCCUGGGUUGGAGUUUUUGGGUCGCUGGUCGCUCCGACGGGUUACCAGGUUGAUCCAGUGGCGAUUGUACAGUUCUGGUGGGGCAGCGGGCUUGAGGAUAGAGUUCUUGGUCCCAAAUUCGCAAUACGGGUAAGUUUAUUUAAUGUCACUUGAGAUUUGUCUUGUUAUGAGCAUGAUGGUAAUUGGUGAGGCUAGGUUCUUCCGAUAGGCCCCUGAUUGCACUGUUCUGAGUAUGUGAGUUGUUUUGAGCUUAUUGGUGUUACUAUUGAACUGUGAACUGUGUUG